This is a messenger RNA of Candida dubliniensis CD36, 1350 nucleotides long. RefSeq names its product beta-1 tubulin (gene TUB2). The record is from RefSeq and is a predicted model, not a curated record. NCBI's taxonomy places the organism in Eukaryota, Fungi, Ascomycota, Pichiomycetes, Serinales, Debaryomycetaceae. Gene Ontology annotation, biological process: mitotic cell cycle; microtubule cytoskeleton organization. Gene Ontology annotation, cellular component: microtubule; cytoplasm. Gene Ontology annotation, molecular function: GTP binding; GTPase activity; structural constituent of cytoskeleton. Bases 1 to 1350 code for a protein of 449 amino acids. The transcript has 3 exons.
AUGAGAGAAAUUAUUCAUUUAUCAACCGGUCAAUGUGGUAAUCAAAUUGGUGCUGCCUUUUGGGAAACUAUUUGUGGAGAACAUGGGUUAGAUAACAAUGGAACUUAUGUUGGAGACAAUGAACUUCAAAAAUCCAAAUUAGACGUUUAUUUCAAUGAAGCUAGUUCAGGGAAAUAUGUUCCUCGUGCUGUUUUAGUUGAUUUGGAACCGGGUACUAUUGAUAAUGUCAAAACUUCACAAAUUGGGAACUUGUUUAGACCAGAUAAUUUUAUUUUCGGUCAAAGCUCUGCUGGCAAUGUUUGGGCUAAAGGUCAUUACACUGAAGGUGCUGAAUUAGUUGAUUCUGUUUUAGAUGUUGUUAGAAGAGAAGCUGAAGGUUGUGAUUCUUUACAAGGUUUCCAAAUCACCCAUUCUUUGGGUGGUGGUACUGGUUCUGGUAUGGGUACUUUGUUGAUUUCUAAAAUUAGAGAAGAAUUUCCUGAUAGAAUGAUGGCUACAUUUUCUGUUGUCCCUUCACCAAAAGUUUCUGAUACAGUUAUUGAACCAUAUAACGCUACAUUAUCAGUUCAUCAAUUGGUUGAAAAUUCUGAUGAAACUUUCUGUAUUGAUAAUGAAGCCUUGUAUAACAUUUGUCAAAACACUUUGAAAUUACCACAACCAUCUUAUGCUGAAUUGAAUAAUUUGGUUUCAUCUGUCAUGUCUGGUGUUACUACUUCUUUACGUUAUCCAGGUCAAUUGAAUUCCGAUUUAAGAAAAUUAGCCGUCAAUUUGGUUCCAUUCCCAAGAUUACAUUUCUUUAUGGUUGGUUAUGCCCCAUUGACUUCUUUAGGUUCUAAAUCUUUUAGAUCAGUUACAGUACCAGAAUUGACUCAACAAAUGUUUGAUUCCAAAAAUAUGAUGGCUGCUUCUGAUCCAAGAAAUGGUCGUUAUUUAACUGUUGCUGCUUUUUUCAGAGGUAAAGUGUCUGUUAAAGAAGUUGAUGAUGAAAUGCACAAAAUCCAAACCAGAAAUUCAUCUUAUUUUGUUGAUUGGAUUCCAAAUAAUGUACAAACUGCUGUUUGUUCUGUUCCUCCAAAAGAUUUGGAUAUGUCUGCUACUUUUAUUGGAAACUCUACUUCCAUUCAAGAAUUAUUUAAAAGAGUUGGUGAUCAAUUCAGUGCUAUGUUUAGAAGAAAAGCUUUCUUACAUUGGUAUACUUCAGAAGGUAUGGAUGAAAUGGAAUUCACUGAAGCUGAAUCUAAUAUGAAUGAUUUGGUUAGUGAAUAUCAACAAUACCAAGAAGCUAGUAUUGAUGAAGAAGAAUUAGAAUAUGCCGAUGAAAUCCCAUUAGAAGAUGCCGCCAUGGAAUAA